Messenger RNA from Nezara viridula (southern green stink bug), 840 nucleotides. Lineage: Eukaryota; Metazoa; Arthropoda; Insecta; Hemiptera; Pentatomidae. The record is from the annotation of a GenBank genome assembly.
AUGAUGUCUGAAGGACUAGCAAAUACCUCCAGGCAACAAAAGAACUAUGGCUCUACAACAGAAAGGGUCCCUAAUGUUGCAAUUGCUGGUGUUAAGUUUAGCCCUACUGAAUUAUUCGAGCUUACCGAUAAGAUUGCAUCUAACAUUUAUUCUAUAAACACAAGAAGGAAAGAUUUAGAACAAAACUUAAAAACAAUUGGAACUCCUAAAGAUUGUCAGGAUUUACGAGUCAAAAUACAUUCAAAAUUAGUUAGUGCUAAUGAAGUUGUUGACCAAACUACAAAAGAUCUAAAUAAGCUUACUGGAAUAGUUAAAAAAAAAGAUAAACAGCAAAAAUUGCAAGUUGAGAUUUUGAUGAACAACUUCAAAGAUGCUGUCAAAUUAUAUAGCAAAACACAAAAGCAAGUUGCUGAGAAAAUGAAAACACACCUUCUACCUUCAGAACAUGCAAUUCUUGAUGACAUUUCUCAAGGGAAAGUCUCCAAUGGCUCUCAAGCAGAUCCGAAUUUGCAAAAGGUUAUUGCUAAUCAGAUGGAAUUUGAACAAGGUUUAUUAUUGGAACGAGAACAGAGAAUCCAAAAUAUUGAAAGCUGUAUAUUAGAUAUAAAUCAGAUCAUGAAUGAAUUAGGAGCAAUGGUGAAUCAGCAGGCUGAUGAUAUAAAUUCUAUUGAGAAUGCUAUUGAAUCAGCUUACGGUGCAGUUGAAGAUGGACAUAGUGAAUUAGAGAAAGCUGCUAUGUAUCAGUCAAGGAGGAGAAAGAAAACAUGUAUUCUUCUGGGUAUAUCAGUAACAGCUGGAAUAAUAUUGGCUUUAAUAAUAGCCUUAUCAUUGUCAAGAUAA